AUGAAUUUAUUUGUGAGAAAAGGAGAGGCAAGCAGCCAUCUGUUGAUGGAACUCCAAGGAGAAGUCAAAGCCCAGAGCGAGCUCGACGGGAUGAAUCUCGGAAAACUUAAGGAAGAAAAUGGGAAAAAUACCUUACUCCCCCCCCCCCCUCCGUGAGCGAACAAAAAAAAUUUUGUUCGCUCACGGAGGGGGGUUAAUUUUUUUUUUAAAAAAAAUUUAUAUAUAAAAUUUUUAUAAAAUAUAUUUUUUUCGAAAUUUAAAAAAAAUCCUAAUUUGCAAAAAUUGGGAAGCAAAUAUUAAUUUAAUUUGCAAAAUUUAUGUUUUAAAACGCAAUUUGUUUAAAAUUAAACAGAAUUAGCUCUAGAUUUCAUUAUACUAAUUAUCACUUAUAUAUCAAAAUUUUUUUUCCAUUAAAAUUUUUUCUAUUAAAAAAAUUUUUGUUCACUCACGGAGGGUGGGUUUUUGGUCAAAAAAUGGCGAUUUUUCUAAUGGUUUUGUUCGCUCACGGAGGGGGGGGGGGGAGUUAGUGAUCGGAAACCAUGUCCUAAGAGGAAAACAAGAAAUCAUAAAAAAGCCUUUAUAUGUUGUAAAAAAAGUGCAAGGCGGAUUAGAGGUUAUAGGGACAAUAAGCAAUAAAAUUGUGUUCAAUGAAAGGCCUGCUCCGAUUCCUUUACACAAUGAGAAAAAGGUGAAGCAUAAUUUCUGGAAUCAACCGAAAUAA
Blepharisma stoltei is the source of this 721-nucleotide messenger RNA. Lineage: Eukaryota; Ciliophora; Heterotrichea; Heterotrichida; Blepharismidae. The record is from the annotation of a GenBank genome assembly.